UGAGCAGUUGAUAGUGCCACCUGGGCAAGGAGGGCAUUCUGGACUGAACUGAACGGAAAAGAAGGAGGAAAUAUCAACAGGUCCUUGGUCUGUCUUGGGAAUGUCAUCUCUGCCCUGGCGGAGCAGUCAAGUCACCCCAGCACUCAGCGACAUAUUCCUUAUCGUGACUCCGUGCUCACGUGGCUGUUGAAGGAUAGUCUUGGUGGAAACUCCAAGACUAUUAUGAUUGCUACUGUUUCCCCUGCCAUGUGCAACUAUGGAGAGACUCUCAGUACUCUGCGAUAUGCCAGCAGAGCUAAGAACAUUGUCAACAAACCAGUAGUCAAUGAGGUCAGACCUAGUGUGGAGUUCUGCUGCACUCUACUCAUACUAUGCAUGCAGGACCUUAAUGUUAGAUUGAUCCGUGACUUGAGAGCCGAAAUAAAGAGACUGAAGAUGAUAAUCACAGAUGGAAACUUUGAUGUGAGCCAGCCGGGCAGCUCUAAGACAGUCACUGAACUGUUUUCUGAAGAUAUUCAAAGAAAAGAGAAUCAGAUAGCACAGCUUACCAAGACCUGGGCAGGCAAGUGGGAAGGCUAUCAAAACAUCAUAGAGGACUCAAACUUGGCACUGCACAGCGAGGGUAUCAAGAUGACGGUUGCUUCUGAGCUGCCACAUUUCCUAGCAGUAGAUGAUGAUGCUCUUGGAACCGGAGUGGUCAUUUACCGCCUGCAGGAUGAGCAUACAAGUAUAGGAGCUGCUGGAAGCAGUCCUAGACCUGAUAUUGAACUGAAUGGACUAGACAUUGAGAGCCACCACUGUAUUGUGGAGCAUGUCAGUGGGAAGGUGUAUCUGACUCCCCAUGACGGCACUACCUCUGUCAACACAGACCUUGUCACUAGCAAGAUCAAACUCACACACGGUGAUAUUGUUCAAUUUGGCUCUUCUACUGUGUUUCGCUUCAACCAUCCUCAAGAGGCUGCAGAGAUGAAAGAAAGAGAUGAGACCCGUGCAAGAGGACGACUGCUAGAACUCUCACCAGUUUCACCGAGAGACAUGCUGGAGGAGCAGCGUCUGGCAAUUGAGAGGCACUACGAAGAAAAGCUAGAGUCAAUGCGCAGAGAAAUGGAAAGCAGAAACCAACACGAAAAAGAACGACUUAUGCAAGAACUUGAGAAGCUCAAAAUCAGCUCAUCAGUAGAGAUCCCUAGUGUACAGGUUGGGGAUGAGGGGGCACCGCUGGGA
Molecule: messenger RNA, 1224 nt
Organism: Geodia barretti
Lineage: Eukaryota; Metazoa; Porifera; Demospongiae; Tetractinellida; Geodiidae
Source: the annotation of a GenBank genome assembly